CACCAAAAUCCAUAGAAAAAAAUCACAAAAUCAUAAAUUAUGACAACAUACAUGAGACAACCACUGAUUGCUGGGAAAACGGUAGCUAACCAGUCAUCCCUCAAAGUCGACGAGAGUCGGAGCCGGAACCAAAUUCCUCAGCUAAAAGACGAUGCGACGUCGAACAUUUCAGCUACGCAUCGCAGUAUGGCAAGAAAUAGAGAGCCUUUGUCUUCACCAGCUUCUGAUGAGGCAACAACACAGCCAUGCAGAUGCAGACCAACAGAGCGACAUGCCGUACGUAAUCAGACAGAAACUUAUGCCAAUUUACGACAAAUUCUAGCAGUUGUGGUACCACCAAUUAUGAACAUGAACCCUUAUCGCAAUAUUACAUCAAGCAACCAACCAAACACAAGAGAAACUCUUUAUUCAACCAUGGAAGCAGCUUUCUAUAGAAUCUGGGGCCAUCUUCUACAGUUUCUGCGGUAUCCAGACGGGAGGCAAAGACAACUAUUCGCAUUAGCAAUCGACGUUGUUGUUAUAAUCUACUGCUUCGGUUUUCUACUCCUUGCGAUGUACGAAGCGGCUGUUAUUGGCCAAUAAAAAUAUUUUUUGUCUAAUUUUAUAAAAUUAUUUAAAACUGCA
This is a messenger RNA of Aricia agestis (brown argus), 624 nucleotides long. RefSeq lists its product as uncharacterized. The coding region runs from base 40 to 582 and encodes 180 amino acids. The transcript is spliced from 4 exons. The record is from RefSeq and is a predicted model, not a curated record. Lineage: Eukaryota; Metazoa; Arthropoda; Insecta; Lepidoptera; Lycaenidae.